Messenger RNA from Contarinia nasturtii (swede midge), 609 nucleotides. Its product is annotated as pheromone-binding protein-related protein 6-like. The record is from RefSeq and is a predicted model, not a curated record. Gene Ontology annotation, molecular function: odorant binding. The transcript is spliced from 8 exons. Gene Ontology annotation, biological process: sensory perception of smell. Lineage: Eukaryota; Metazoa; Arthropoda; Insecta; Diptera; Cecidomyiidae. Bases 36 to 473 code for a protein of 145 amino acids.
GUUGAAAUCAAUUCCUUUUAUCAGCUACCGCAACAAUGUUGAAUCGCUCAUUGUUUUUACUCUCAUUAUUUGCAACUGGAUGUUUAACAGUUACACCGCGACGUGAUGAAAAAUGGCCGCCAAAAGAAAUUAUUGAGGCUUUUAAACCCAUCGGUGAAGUAUGUAGAGCCAAGACCGGUGUAACGGACGAAGCCAUAAAAGAAUUUAGUGACGGCGAAAUUCAUGACGACCCCGCUUUGAAGUGUUAUAUGCAAUGUAUAUUUGUUGAAGCCAAAGCUGUGGACCAACAUGGCGAAGUUCAUUUAGAAUUAUUACAAGUUCAUAUCGAUGAUUUGGAUGAAGAAAUUCAAAAUAUUGCAAUCCAUAUGGGCAAGAAAUGUCUGUAUCCACAGGGUGAAACAUUAUGUGAUCGAGCUUUUUGGUUUCAUAAGUGCUGGAAAAGUACUGACCCAAAACAUUACUUCCUUCUCUAAUUGCUACUAUGCUUAACAUUUGGUGGAUGGAUCAAAUUUGAAAAUAUUGCAAAUUGUUUGAAUGGGUACAUAUUUAAUAUUUUAAAAUAAAAUUUUUGUUCAUAUUUUGGAAUAAACAUUUCUGUUUGACUUUUCA